AUUUUCAGGUGACCUUGAAUGGGUUGGAGGUGAUGACCUUCCUGGUGGACCGCAUGAAGGAGGACUUUCGGCCUUAUCUCUCCUCGGUUGUCCCGUCAGUGGCGGACAGAUUAGGUGACAGUAAAGAUGCAGUCCGAGAAAAAGCACAGACGCUACUCUCCAGUAUGAUGGACAAUGUGGUCACCCCAAAUAAUAUGUUUGAAAGGCUUAUCCCAGCCUUCUCCCACAAAAAUGGCAAAGUCCGAGAAGAGGUCAUGACAUGCCUUCAGAAUACAUUAACCAAUCAUGGAGCUUCAGCAGUAACAGUCUCACGGCUCAUCCCACAUGUAGUAAAACUACUGUCUGACCCAACAGCUCCAGUGAGAGAUUGCGCCUUCAACACCUUGGUUGAGUGCUACAAACAUUAUGGUGAAAGAUUGAGAAUGGAUUUGACAAAGAAACACAAUAUUCCUUCUGGAAAAUUACCAGCUUUAAUGACACGCUUCGAUGAAGUUCGGGAUACAGGAUUAAUGAUGCCAUCUGCAACAACGACUGCUACACCAAAUGAAGGUAAAUACCUUUUCACCUGUAUUUCUGUUUUUAUUUUCAGCUUUUUUUUUUACUUGGCAUCAUAAAAGUCUUCUAUAGUC
Molecule: messenger RNA, 629 nt
Organism: Penaeus monodon (black tiger shrimp)
Lineage: Eukaryota; Metazoa; Arthropoda; Malacostraca; Decapoda; Penaeidae
Product: CLIP-associating protein 1-A-like
Exons: 4
Coding region: 33-614 (193 amino acids)
Biological process (GO): microtubule polymerization; mitotic spindle organization; establishment or maintenance of microtubule cytoskeleton polarity
Cellular component (GO): kinetochore; centrosome; microtubule plus-end
Molecular function (GO): microtubule plus-end binding; microtubule plus end polymerase activity
Source: RefSeq, a predicted model, not a curated record